UUUUUUAAUUCUGCGGUUCCAGAGAGCUCCGCUGCCAAGCUCCUGAAUCUUCCCCCUUUCUGGCUCGACCGCGCCAUGGCCACCGCCCGGAUCCUCCGAGCUAUCUCCGCUGCCCGCUCCUCUUCAUCGUCGUCGUCGUCGGCUUGCCAAAUUGGAAAAUCAACGAGGGGUAAUCCCACGAUCAUGGCUGGGCAAUUCGUGUCGGGGCCGAGGUGCGCGUCGUCGUUUUCGGAUUCGUCGUCGUCGUCGUCUUCUGAUUCGUCGGAGCCUCGGAAGAAGCUGACGGACCGCCUAUCGACGGUGAUAGACGCCGUCAAUGACCGUAAGCUCCCUCCGGAGCUCCGUGGCCAGCGCAAUAACGUGAGGUCAGAGACGGAUAUAAUCAAUGUUGUUGAGCAAAGAAUCUGGCACUCAAUGGAGGAAGGCCAAUUCGAAAACUUGCCAGGGAAAGGGAAGCCUCUGAACCUCGAAACCAACCCGCACGCCGACCCUGCCGAGGACACAUUGUACAGAAUCCUCUCCAAGAACGGUUGCGCUCCAGAAUGGGUCGAGCUGAACAAGGAGAUCAGGAGCCAAAUAUCCGAAUGGCGGUCCGGGUUGAAGAAAGCAUGGGCAAGCAAGUGCAGUGGCAAUGAUCCUUCCUCCAAAUGGGUUGAGGUCUCUGCAGCCCUGAAAGCUCAGUUGAGAGGCAUCAAUGACAAGGUUUUCCGGUACAACCUCAUCGUCCCUUUCGGUAGGCAGAUGUUUGGGCUCAAGUGGGAGAAGGAACUAGAUCGCUUGAAUGAACAACAUUAAAGCUCUUCCAUGCUCGUAUCUUGUCUCUUUCGUUUCCUGUUCGUAGCAGAAUGAUUCCCGUCUUCUCUCAUCUUCUGUAACUAAGAGCAGAUGGUGAAUGUGCCUAAAUAGUGGCAGUGGAGAGAAGAUUUUCCGAUGAAUGUACCUCUAGUUUGUAAUGGUAGGAGUAGCAAGUGUAGCACUUUCACAUCCAUUGAACUCAGAAUUUUGGGAAUCUUUGAACGGGUUAUUUACAUAGAUUGUAACAGAAUGGAUUAUAAUGGCAAGUACCGGAAAAUUCAACGUAAAAACGUGAUUGAAGAAAAUACAUUACCUACAAUGGAAGUAAACAUGUUACGAAGUUUGGAGCACCUAUAGUGA
Messenger RNA from Linum tenue, 1155 nucleotides. Lineage: Eukaryota; Viridiplantae; Streptophyta; Magnoliopsida; Malpighiales; Linaceae. The record is from the annotation of a GenBank genome assembly.